AUGGCACCCAACAAACCGCCCGCUAUGAAAAGCGACCUGUCAUUUCUGGUCUCCUAUGACACGACCAGCAAGGUGGAAAGCUUCCUCGACAAGCUUCUUCCGGCAGGAAAAGAAUAUGAAAGGAUGGACCUGAUCACCCAUGACUGGCGAGCCUCUUUCAAAUCAAAAAUGAAGAAGAAUAACGUGGGCGAGAACAGCAUGGGCGAGAACAACACUGAGGGGAACAACACGCAGGAGAACAACACCAAGCAGAAGCACAAUACCAGCCAGUCCGGCCGCGUCGGCCACUCCAUCCUCCGCCUCAUCUCCUUCACCACUGCCAUCGCCGGCCGUCAACCCGGCUCCUACGACGUAGCAUCAAAACCCGGCAUAACCGGCACAUGGAUCAAAACAAUCUACCGCCACGGCCGUCCACCCUUCCUCUAUCUCGAAAGCAGGCUCAGGAACAUGCGAAAAACCCUGCGUGAUCUCACCAACAUGCUCAGCGACGCGGACGACAGACUCCGCUACCUGUCCGAGGUGAUCAGCCUCCUCCAGUCUCUCCACCCUACGCCAGAGACAGGCUGA
Podospora bellae-mahoneyi is the source of this 567-nucleotide messenger RNA. RefSeq lists its product as uncharacterized. The record is from RefSeq and is a predicted model, not a curated record. The transcript has a single exon. The coding region runs from base 1 to 567 and encodes 188 amino acids. NCBI's taxonomy places the organism in Eukaryota, Fungi, Ascomycota, Sordariomycetes, Sordariales, Podosporaceae.